This is a messenger RNA of Trifolium pratense (red clover), 1430 nucleotides long. Its product is annotated as ethylene-responsive transcription factor ERF027-like. The record is from RefSeq and is a predicted model, not a curated record. The coding region runs from base 311 to 994 and encodes 227 amino acids. The transcript has a single exon. Lineage: Eukaryota; Viridiplantae; Streptophyta; Magnoliopsida; Fabales; Fabaceae. Gene Ontology annotation, molecular function: DNA binding; DNA-binding transcription factor activity. Gene Ontology annotation, biological process: regulation of DNA-templated transcription.
UCAUACAUACAAAAUCCCCACUCAACCCACUAUUCAUUCAGCUAGAUGCUUUCCCACUUUCUCCCUCUCCCUCUAAUAUAUAUUACCUAACAUACCAUAUCACCAUUGACUAUCAUCAUAUUAUUCUCUAAUCUCAUCUUCAAAUCACAACAAACAAAUAUUUUUCUUCAAAAAAUAAAUAAAAUAUAGGAAAACAAAACAUUUUAUCAUAGUAUAGUAUAUGCUAGUAAUAAUUAUUUCCUACCUACAAUAACAACAAUAACAACAACAGCAACAUUUUUAAUUAUUAUUAUAAUUUUUUUUGUUCAUCAUGGAUGGCAACAACAACAGCAACGUUUCUGCAGUUCCACCAGCACCACCACCUAUACAAAUUCCUAAUGCAGUCACUUCUUCAUCUACAUCUGCACCAACAACUCCUUCAUCUCCGGCAACAACAGGAGUCCUCGGGGUACGAUACCGAGGAACGCGUUGCCGGAGUGGAAAAUGGGUAUCUGAAAUACGUGAACCACGUAAAACAAAACGCAUUUGGUUAGGAACAUACCCUACAGCUGAAAUGGCUGCAGCUGCUUAUGAUGUUGCUGCUCUUGCUUUAAAAGGACCUGAAACAACUCUUAACUUUCCUGAUUCAAUUCCUUCUUACCCUAUUCCUGCUUCAUUAUCUUCAACUGAUAUUCGUGCUGCUGCUGAAGCUGCUGCACAAACCAGAAUCAUCAAACCGAUGAUUAGUCCUAAACAAGAACAACAACAACAACAACAACAGAACCCUUCAUCUUCUGGUUUUGAAGGAUCUUCUUCUUCAGCAGCAGCUAGUGGAGUACCACAAGAAUAUAUUGAUGAGGAUGAGUUGUUGAAUAUGCCAAAUUUGUUGGAUGAAAUGGCUAUAGGAAUGCAGGUUAGUCCACCAAGGAUGAGUUCAUUUUCUAAUUAUUCUUCCGAUGAUUCACCUCGCAAUUCUGAUCAUGGUGGAGAUAAUCUUUGGAGUUACCAUUUUUGAUGAAUACAGCUAGACUAAUUAAUAGUAAUUCAUUUUUCGAUUUGUUUUUGAAUUUGGAUUUAUGUGUGUACGGAACAUCUUGAUUUACCCUUUUUUUUUCUUUCUAGCUAACAAGCUAGGUAUGGACUUUUGAUUGAUUGUGUUUGCUUUGUUGUUAAUUUUCUGUAGCUGAUCUUGGAUUCAUGUGUAUAUAUAAGGUUGGAUUAGGUCAUUUCCAUUUCAUCAUAUUCAUCACUCAUACCACAGAUUUUUAAUAUUUUAGGGAAUAAUGAUCUGAAUCUGAUACAAUUCCGUACAAUUUAUCAGUUUGGGGGGUUAAUAACCUAGCUAGCUAGAUAUCUAUAUUUGAUUUGAGUGUGAAAAGAUUCAACUUAUGAUUCUGGAUCUUCUUUUUUGUUACAUUCUAUCAAUAUAUAUGAUUUCAUGAUUUGAUGAA